GGGCUUGACGCAGCGCGAGCCGGGGCAUCAGAGAGGCAGCGCGGCGGCAGCAGCAGCAUCCCGGCUAACCAGCGGUAGCCUUCCCCCUCCGACAGCCUCCCACCACCGGCGAGGUGCUUCUUUCUCCGAGCAUCCUCCGGAAACAACGAGAUAAAAGAUAAGAUGGCCACCUCCUCCUCCACUCUGGAAGAAGACGAGAGCUUGAAGGGCUGUGAAAUCUUUGUGCAGAAGCACAACAUCCAGCAGAUCCUCAAAGAGUGCAUUGUGAACCUCUGCAUCGCUAAGCCUGAGCGUCCUAUGAAGUUCCUGCGGGAGCAUUUUGAAAAGCUGGAGAAGGAAGAAUGCAAGCAGAUCAUGGCGCGCCAGAAAUCUAACAGCCAGUCGGACUCGCACGAUGACGAGGUUUCUCCCCCACCGCCCAACCCGGUUGUUAAGGCCCGGCGCCGCAGGGGCGGGGUCAGCGCCGAGGUGUACACCGAGGAGGACAUGGUCAGCUACGUACGCAAGGUCAUCCCUAAGGACUACAAGACCAUGACCGCCUUGGCCAAAGCCAUUUCCAAGAAUGUGCUGUUUGCUCACCUGGACGAUAAUGAAAGAAGUGACAUAUUUGAUGCCAUGUUCCCAGUCACCCACAUUGCCGGGGAAACAGUCAUCCAGCAAGGCGAUGAAGGAGACAACUUCUAUGUGAUUGACCAAGGUGAAGUGGACGUUUAUGUGAACGGGGAGUGGGUGACGAGUAUUGGAGAAGGAGGUAGUUUUGGAGAGCUGGCCCUGAUCUACGGGACUCCCAGAGCCGCAACCGUCAAGGCCAAGACUGACCUCAAGCUGUGGGGCAUCGACCGAGACAGCUACCGACGCAUUCUCAUGGGCAGCACACUGAGGAAGAGGAAGAUGUAUGAAGAAUUCCUCAGCAAGGUGUCCAUCCUCGAGUCUUUGGAUAAGUGGGAACGUCUGACUGUGGCUGACGCACUGGAGCCGGUUCAGUUUGAGGACGGAGAGAAGAUAGUGGUGCAAGGAGACCCUGGGGAUGACUUCUUCAUAAUUACAGAGGGAAUAGCCUCUGUUCUGCAGCGCAGGUCUGACAACGAGGAGUACGUGGAGGUCGGGCGCCUGGGACCCUCCGACUACUUUGGGGAGAUCGCGUUGCUGUUGAACCGCCCCCGGGCGGCCACCGUCGUCGCCCGCGGUCCGCUCAAGUGUGUGAAGCUGGACCGGCCCCGCUUCGAGCGCGUGCUGGGGCCGUGCUCCGAGAUCCUCAAGAGGAACAUCCAGAGGUACAACAGCUUCAUCUCCCUCACCGUGUGACGCGUCGGCCCCUCCGGGCGCCACCAGCAUCAGCGGCAGCGUUUGGGUCCGUGGGUGGGAAUAGGUGAGGACGACGUGGGUUUUACAGCCACAACUACAGGGCGCUCAUUUACUGCCUUUCUUUUCCAUUUCGCGCUAUUUUAUUUUAUUUUUAAUCUUUCCGAUCUCGUGCACUUGACCGGUGCCGUCACGUAGCUUUAUGUCAAAUCCAACACGUACAAAUCAGAGUGAGGACAGGGAUAAUUCAACUCAUUAGAUACUGUAAAUGAGUCAAAUAUACAGUGUGGUAACUGUAUGUGACGCAUGCUUCUAGAUUGACGAAGAACCGGGAUUUUUGCACUUUUGUGAAUUCAUGAAAGGUAACGGAUGAAUUCAGGAAACAAAGAAGGAUGUAAAGUCAUGUUUAUGUACAGCAGGAGGAAGCAAGCACACGUUUCUUUUCUUUUUUCCGCUGACUGUUGUUUGUCUUUUUAUUCACUUCUGGGAGAGCGUGGUGUCGAAAACAGACCCCCGUGCCCUUAAAACGUAGCUGUACAGGUUGGAAGGAAAGUAGAAACAUGGCCGUUUAAUUUUAAAUGCUUCUUACGUGUGCUUUUACUGCUAUUGUCAGUGGGGUUUGUUAAAGGCAGUUCAGUCUGAUCCGUGAGCUGUGGGAUACCAAAGGAGAGUCCCGUCCUCAUACACACACAGUCUGAAACACACUUAUGCUGUCUAUGCUUACACUGUCUCAGGACAAUUUUAAUCUUCAACAGAAACACACACACACACGCGUCUUUCCUGACGCUUUUUAUUUAGUUGUAUUGCUCGAUUGGAAGCUUUUGCACCACUUGUAGAGUUUGUACCGACGGGUCAAUACAGAUGUUUGAAUUAGCUGUUUUUAAGACACGACUUACAUGUUAUGAAUAUAUAAAAGACAGAAGUAAAAAAAAAUAUACUUGUGUUGCUUUCCUUUGAUCUACUGUAUUUUGUCAAACUUGCACAACUGACCCAUCGACUGAUACUGAUCGUAUAAAAUGGGACCUGAAAAGAAUCUUUCUAUAUUCUCUCUCUCUCUCUCUCUGUCUUUCUUUCAACUAUCAAAUAAAGAUAAGCUUCUGAAAUCCU
Molecule: messenger RNA, 2409 nt
Organism: Cyclopterus lumpus (lumpfish)
Lineage: Eukaryota; Metazoa; Chordata; Actinopteri; Perciformes; Cyclopteridae
Gene: prkar1b
Product: protein kinase, cAMP-dependent, regulatory, type I, beta
Exons: 11
Coding region: 163-1305 (380 amino acids)
Biological process (GO): regulation of protein phosphorylation
Cellular component (GO): cAMP-dependent protein kinase complex
Molecular function (GO): cAMP-dependent protein kinase regulator activity
Source: RefSeq, a predicted model, not a curated record